AAUCAUGGCCCCGUGUUGGAUUAGAAAUGUCGUUAUUUUCUCCGUAAUUGCUGUUAAUGUUGCUGGACGUGAGGAAAAUAAAUCUGAGCCAGCGUUGAAUGGAACAGGAAAUAUUCCCAUAAGUUUGGUGGAAUAUCUAACUACAAAGUACGACAAGACAGUCAGGCCAAAUGCUACAUCAGGUAAACCUACUGAGGUUUUCUUAGAUAUUUAUGUGGAGUCGUUUGGAAACAUAAAAGAAGUAAACAUGGAAUUUCCAGGUUUUAUGUAUUUCCGUCAGAUGUGGUUCGAGGAUCGUAUCGCUAAGUUCAUAACCUCUGACAAUCAAGUGCUGCAACGAGACUAUAUUUCUCGCCUAUGGUUACCAGACUCCUACUGCUACAACGCAAAAACCUCGGACCUGAUGCUGCCCGACACUGAGGUUCAUAGCGUCAUCAGAAUCGAUCGGAGAGGCUUCAUUAUGUACAGCAGAAGUACACACAUUAUCGCUUCAUGUGAAAUGGAUUUGCAUGAUUUUCCUAUGGACACACAACAGUGUAAAUUAUCAUUUGGAAGCUAUGGCCAUACAGACGAUGAUAUUCUCUUAAAAUGGAGGAACCCCACGAUUUCAAUUGCUAACAAAGAAAUGGCACAAUUUUCCGUCGGUGACCCGACGUUGUCCACUGAAGUCAACGAGUUUUCCACCGGGAACUUCACAGUGUUAACAGUGACAUUUCCAUUCAAGAGACGCAUGGGUUAUUACAUUAUUCAGGUGUACAUCCCUUGUAUAUUUCUGGUCAUGCUCAGUUGGAUCGUGUUCUGGAUGAGGCCUGAUGACAGCGCUAGUAGACUGACUGUGGGUAUCACCACUAUCCUGACCAUCGUGUUUUUGCUCGGCUAUACCAACGGAAUGCUUCCCAAGGUCAGCUAUGUCAAAGGAAUGGACUGGUACCUGAUGGUGUGUUUCACGAUCAUUUUUCUGAGUCUGUUGGAAUGCAUCGUCGUGGACAGGUUGUGGAGGGCAAAUGCCAGGAAAAUAGAAGACGAGCAAAAAAACAGAAGGACGAGGAAUUCUGGGGACAAGGAACCAAGGAAGAAUUCGGUGAAGGACAAAGGAGGGUUAAACUGCCGUUACGUGUCUGGUGUGCAAAUUCUGAGGCCACGAAAAGCAGAUACUGGCACACAGACAAACAACGAGGGAGGAAAUCGCCUGAAUCACUGGGAAUCAAAUGAACAUAGUGAACUUUUUCAUAUGAUAAGAGAUGAAUACAGGCACUUGAGUCUUGGGGAGAUGCGCCCGCCUUUGCCCGACGAAGCUUGGGUCGAAAUGGAUAAGGAAAACACACAGGCGCAUUACGACACAGUUGUUCGCUGCUUCUUCAACAAAAGAAACUCUCGCCCAAUGGAACUCUCGGCUAAGGUGGACAAAGCAAGCCGCGUCUUAUUUCCUUUAACGUUUUUGCUGUAUAACGUUGCAUAUUGGGUGACUUACUUUCACGGCACUAAUGUUUUACCCUACAGAAUAUAA
Pocillopora verrucosa is the source of this 1507-nucleotide messenger RNA. Its product is annotated as gamma-aminobutyric acid receptor subunit gamma-3-like. The record is from RefSeq and is a predicted model, not a curated record. Gene Ontology annotation, molecular function: excitatory extracellular ligand-gated monoatomic ion channel activity; transmitter-gated monoatomic ion channel activity involved in regulation of postsynaptic membrane potential; GABA-A receptor activity. Gene Ontology annotation, cellular component: synapse; neuron projection; plasma membrane. Gene Ontology annotation, biological process: chloride transmembrane transport; chemical synaptic transmission; signal transduction. Lineage: Eukaryota; Metazoa; Cnidaria; Anthozoa; Scleractinia; Pocilloporidae.